AUGUAUUAUCGACAUGCAAAUUCAUCAUAUCAUUUCAAUGAUGUACCAACAUCUAGUCUUUUAAAAAAUUAUAAUGAUUCUCUAUGGAAUAAUUCUAAUGAACUGAAUUUAAUUCAAAUGAAGAAAUCAUCUCUAAUGUCGACAGCAUACAAUCAAAACUCUUUUCUUCAAGUUUUACCCUGUAUACGUCGUCUAUAUACUAUAUUUGAUUCCGUAUGUCCAAACAUAUAUCGUAUACAUUGUUCGGAUUCAUUAAGAAUUUUAAAUGAAAUUAUUUGUCUUACUGAUGAAUAUCUUCAUGUAACUCCAUCAACAAGACUAAUGACAAAUGAAUUACUUAUUAAUGAAUAUUAUUUUGAUGAUUUUAUUUCCAAAUUACGACGUCCAUCAUUAAUUCGUAAAAGCUAUUAUUCAUCAAUAAGACCUGAAUUAUAUUGUUUUGGUGAAGGUAUUCAUAGAAAUAAUUUUAAUAAUCAACUUAAUCAAACAAUAUUAUUUUGUUUUGAAUUAACAACAACAACAACAACAACAAUAAAUAAUUUAUUAUCGUCUAUUGAUGUGUGUAUUUUAGAUCCAAAUGAAAAAUUAGUAUCAACUAAUGUUAAAUAUAUAAAUACAUAUAAUCAAGGUUAUACAAAACUUUUUUCAUGUAGUUAUAAACCAAUAACUGAAGCAGGAACGUAUAAUAUAUCAUUUUAUGUUAAUAAUAUAAAAAUACCAUAUUCACAAUAUACAGUUUUUAUAUAUAAUUCAACUUUAAGUAAUAAUUCAUAUAAAAAAGACGAACAAUUAUUAGUCUUUGAAGACGUAAUUAAAAAGCCUCAACCAGGUAAUUAG
Messenger RNA from Rotaria sp. Silwood2, 837 nucleotides. Lineage: Eukaryota; Metazoa; Rotifera; Eurotatoria; Philodinida; Philodinidae. The record is from the annotation of a GenBank genome assembly.